AUGGCUCCUGUCCAACCUCGUACCGCCGAAUCAUUCACCUACCCCCAGUCCUACUCCUUCCCACCAUUCUUCACCCUCCAACCCAACCUCCAAACCCGCCUCUCCCAACUCCGCAAAUGGUCCCGCCUAAUCCAGCGGUACUGCCGGCAUCACCACGUCUUCAAGCUUUCUCUGGUCGCUGCCCUCGACACACCCUUGUUCAAGAACGCAGAACUGAGGAAGAGGUUGAGCGUGAACGAUGCGUUGCAAGUGGUGGAUUGGAUGACGAGGGAUGAGGGUGGUAGGAGGGCGGAGUGGAUCGAUGGAGGGGUAGAGGCGAAGGGGGGAACGACGUGGGUGUAUUGGAAGAGGCCUGAGGAGUGGGCGGAGGUGAUUGUUGGGUGGGUGGAGGACACUGGGCAGAAGAAUACCGUGCUCACGCUUUAUGAGUUGAUGAACGGGGAGAUGACUGUGGGACAGGGUAUAGUACCUCGCGAGAAAAGGUCGAAGUCGAAUGCUCACGGAAUGCUAGAUUUUCACGGCAUGGACGCCGAACUGUUCCACAGAUCGCUGGCCGUGUUGGUCAAACGGGGCAAAGCGCAGGUAUUUGGAAGUGAAGAUCAACAGGGAGUCAAAUUUUUCUGA
Molecule: messenger RNA, 624 nt
Organism: Letharia columbiana
Lineage: Eukaryota; Fungi; Ascomycota; Lecanoromycetes; Lecanorales; Parmeliaceae
Exons: 1
Coding region: 1-624 (207 amino acids)
Biological process (GO): protein transport to vacuole involved in ubiquitin-dependent protein catabolic process via the multivesicular body sorting pathway
Cellular component (GO): ESCRT II complex
Molecular function (GO): protein homodimerization activity; structural molecule activity
Source: RefSeq, a predicted model, not a curated record